AAAUCAUUGAUAUGUGAACAACAUCUUGGCUGUCUGAAACAUUUUAUGCAUUUGAAGAGAUUACAGUGCGCCUUUUCUUUGCUUCAGGAUGGAUCGUCGCUCCGAUGUUCGAAACACCUUCGGUAUUGCUACGGGCGUAAUAUCUUUUUUGACUUCAAUCUAUGUGUAAGUUAUCUGCUUUUAAGGUACCGGUCCGAUGUCAUUAGAGAUGGGGAUGUCGGCGGAAAUUGUAUUCUGAAUGAUAAUAUUCUGCGUGAGCGUGCCGAUGAAACCGGUUAUUUGCAAAGUUGGGCUGGGGAAUUGAUUCAUUUUGCAAGCAGAAGCGACUUUCGUAUGGAUAGAAAAUCUUGUGACGUGAUUUUUACAAAGCCUGUGAUUAUUAUGAAGCUGGAUGCCGGGGUCAGUAUGUAUCAUCAUUUUUGCGAUUUUAUCAAUCUGUACGCAUCGCAACAUAUCAAUGGUUCCUUCGACGAAACGGUGCCGAUCAUUCUUUGGGAUACGUCCGCAUAUGGCUAUCACGAUCUCUUCAGUGCGAUGUGGCGAGUGUUUUCACAAGAGCAGCCGAUUCAGUUGAAAGAUUUCGAUGGCAAAAGGGUGUGCUUCCGCGAAGUGAUGAUGCCAUUGCUGGCACGGAUGUUUUUUGGCCUUUAUUACAACAUGCCUUUGAUUCGCGGAUGUCACGGAAGUGGCUUGAUUCAUGCGUUUUCCAAACAUGUGUUGCAUCGCAUGAAUAUUCGCCAAAUCGGUCCCCUAGAAGACAAAAUACGAAUAACCCUUUUGUCACGUGAUAGCCAAUACCGAAGGAUACUGAAUGAGCAAAAGGUAACAUUGGGUUUGAACCUGACUCUCUUUCCUCUUCUGACCAUUCUCGACGUUUUUAUGUCUGUCCACGGCUCUGGACUUACCCAUUUACUGUUCCUUCCGGAUUGGGCUGCCGUGGUUGAGAUAUAUAACUGUGGCGAUAAGGACUGUUACAAAGACUUGGCUCGCCUACGUGGUGUAAAAUACUUUACUUGGGAAGAUGAAAGCAAACUGACGCUGGAAAACUCGGUAGGUACUUUUAUUCUUUGGUAA
Molecule: messenger RNA, 1074 nt
Organism: Soboliphyme baturini
Lineage: Eukaryota; Metazoa; Nematoda; Enoplea; Dioctophymatida; Soboliphymatidae
Source: the annotation of a GenBank genome assembly